AUCGAGAAAAAAUGUACUGAACUUGGUGCUAGAUGGACUGAGUUGAAGGACGCUGCCAGUCUCCGAAGACUCCGCUUGCAGGAUGCUCUCGAAUCGCACCAGUUCUUCGAGGAUGCUGAAGAAGUGGAGGCAUGGAUCGCGGAAAAGAAACGCCUAGUCGACUCAACGGACGCUGGUAAGGAUGAGGACUCCGUUCAGCUUCUGCAAAAGAAGCUCGAUUCCCUGUCGCACGAUAUCGACAACCUGAAAGCGCCGAUUGGUCGAUUGUCCAAGCACUGCGAAACCAUGGAGAGUCGGAACCAUUUUGACGCGGCACGCGUGCGCAAACAGCAGAAGAAGCUCGAGGAUUCCUACGCCCGUCUUAGCUCAAAACUAGAAGAAAAACUGCGACGCUUGGAGG
Molecule: messenger RNA, 400 nt
Organism: Notodromas monacha
Lineage: Eukaryota; Metazoa; Arthropoda; Ostracoda; Podocopida; Cyprididae
Source: the annotation of a GenBank genome assembly